Messenger RNA from Cucurbitaria berberidis CBS 394.84, 598 nucleotides. RefSeq lists its product as uncharacterized. The transcript has 2 exons. Bases 1 to 570 code for a protein of 189 amino acids. The record is from RefSeq and is a predicted model, not a curated record. NCBI's taxonomy places the organism in Eukaryota, Fungi, Ascomycota, Dothideomycetes, Pleosporales, Cucurbitariaceae.
AUGGCUAGUGUGAAUCUAGAACGUGGAGAAGGUGAGCGCAAGCGCAAAGAGCUGCAAGUGUCUAGAAGGAGAGGGCAUAAGUGGGACACGGAUGUACCUCGGCGAGGUUUCGUCUGUCCCUGUCAAAACAUAACCAGGGCCCUGUCCAUGGCGUGUCGUGGUGGGUAUGGUGGUCACUGUGACCCAGUCAUCGGUACUCGGCUGUUGGAUCCGCUUCCGCAAAAGCAUAGUCGCACCUUUACCGAUACGAGAUCUCGCAUCGCCAGAAGAGAUCGAGUGACAGCUACUCGAAUUAUGGACACGCGGCAGGCGGACAUGGAGAAGUCGACGAGAGGCGCAUUUUCAAUAUCAAGGCGGAGCCGAGCCAGUGCAGCAGGUAAGAACGUUGGGAGAGUCAGAGUGGCAAAGGGUUACGGUAGCGGUAACGGUGUCCACAUGGGCCUGUUGUUAAGGCCGGCAGUUGCUUGUCGUCGAGAUGAGUUUUUGCUUUGUGUGAGCCGUGCAGUGCAGUGCAAAGUAGGCGUCGGUCAAGCUAGGGUCGGCUCGUCGUGUAGCGGCGGGUUGCAGUAGAUCAGCUCGCGGACAAGGUCGGUCGAGG